AAAAGGUGACCAAGCAAUCAUGCAGUGUAAAAUAACAGUUUCACUGAUAUGUUUGUUUUUGGUAAUAAUUUCUAGUGUAUGUUCCAAGAGAAUCACAUCGCAGCAAAUCAAUAAAGCCGUGGGUAUUUUGGAAGAAAUAUCAGGCAGAGACCUCUCUAGACAUCUGAAAAUUAAAGAUGUGGAUUUGAAAGGAGGAUCCUAUAUCAAAAAUAUAAAGAUUACUCAUGUUGAAAUACCAGAAAUAAAAAUCAAGGGGAAUUGGAAGCGGACUAUUGUUGUCGAAGCAUAUAACAUUGGACUAGGAUUAACAGCUGACUGGCGUGUAAAAAAACGAUUUUUUUGGGGUCUUAUACCAUAUCAAGAGUCCGGUACUUUAAAAGGAUCUGUUUCGAAAGUGCAGUUCGAGGUAACCUUAAACAUGCGCACAUUUGAGGUUGCGAAUUGUGAUGACUCAAUUGGUUCCAUUAAAGUACAACUACGAGGCAAGCUGUUGGCAUGGGUUGUACGAACAUUUGUGAACAUUGAAAAACGAUUAAAGCGAAAGCUGGAUGGAAAGAUAUGCGAAGCUGUAAGUAAAGCGAUAAAUGAACAGUCAUCAAGAAUUUCAAGAAUAAUGCAAGGAAGAUACAAAAAUUUCUUUUAAGUGGAUUACUGAAGAGAAGCAUCAUCAAUAACAACGACGAAGACAGAAUGUAAUAAAUAUUAUCACACGCAU
Messenger RNA from Mytilus trossulus (common blue mussel), 715 nucleotides. RefSeq names its product bactericidal permeability-increasing protein-like. Bases 20 to 643 code for a protein of 207 amino acids. NCBI's taxonomy places the organism in Eukaryota, Metazoa, Mollusca, Bivalvia, Mytilida, Mytilidae. The transcript has 7 exons. Gene Ontology annotation, molecular function: lipid binding. The record is from RefSeq and is a predicted model, not a curated record.